Arachis stenosperma is the source of this 1401-nucleotide messenger RNA. Its product is annotated as sec-independent protein translocase protein TATC, chloroplastic. NCBI's taxonomy places the organism in Eukaryota, Viridiplantae, Streptophyta, Magnoliopsida, Fabales, Fabaceae. Gene Ontology annotation, cellular component: membrane; TAT protein transport complex. Bases 75 to 1172 code for a protein of 365 amino acids. The record is from RefSeq and is a predicted model, not a curated record. Gene Ontology annotation, molecular function: proton motive force dependent protein transmembrane transporter activity. Gene Ontology annotation, biological process: intracellular protein transmembrane transport; protein transport by the Tat complex. The transcript is spliced from 4 exons.
GACGUUUGAGUAAGCGGAAGUGAAAAAAUAUCAAUCUUGUGGAACAGGAACCAACCGUUCGAUACGCCGAAGCCAUGGGAACCGUUCCGAUGAACAUCGCUUCCCACGUCGACCUCCGUUCACGAUUCCACCUCACGUCGUCUUCUUCCUCGUCGUCUUCUUCAUCCUCCUCCGUGCGGGUUUCCAACUUUUCUAAAACUAUCAGCUUGAGCUUCCCUCUCUCUCGGAGGAAGCAGGGGAGGUUAGGUAGGUUUCCUUGCUUCGCCGUCGAUGACGACUUCAGAGUCCAGCAGCAAGACCUCGCCAACACUACUUCAGCUGCUGUUGGCUCUGCCACUGAAGAAAGACCCACCGAAAAUACGGAUCUGCUUCCUGGUACAAAUGGAGAUGCUCCAGAUAAUUUUAAGCAAGAUGGCGAAGGAAGUGCUAUCUAUGAUUUCCUUUAUCCUAGUAAAGAGCUUCUUCCCGAUGAUAAAGAAAUGAGCAUAUUUGAUCAUCUUGAAGAGCUGCGACAGAGAAUCUUUGUAUCAGUUCUAGCUGUUGGAGGAAGCAUUCUCGGAUGCUUUGCAUUUUCGAAAGAUCUGAUAGUGCUUCUAGAAUCUCCUGUGAAGACACAGGGUGUAAGAUUUCUUCAGCUAGGUCCUGGAGAAUUUUUCUUUACAACUUUAAAGGUGUCUGGAUACUGUGGCCUCCUCUUGGGAAGUCCCGUAAUACUGUAUGAGAUUAUAGCCUUUGUACUUCCAGGUCUCACAAAAGCUGAAAGAAAGUUUCUUGGGCCAAUUGUAUUGGGCUCGUCAGUUCUUUUCUAUGCCGGAAUAACUUUCUCCUAUUUAGUUCUAACACCUGCAGCCUUAAACUUCUUUGUUAAUUACGCUGAAGGUGCUGUUGAGUCGUUAUGGUCUAUUGAUCAAUACUUUGAGUUUGUCCUCGUCCUUAUGUUCAGCACAGGCUUAUCUUUCCAGGUACCUGUUAUACAAUUCCUAUUGGGACAACUUGGGUUGGUGUCCGGAGACCAGAUGCUAUCAGUUUGGAGAUAUGUUGUGGUUGGAGCAGUGGUGGCCGCUGCUGUUGUUACACCCUCCACUGAUCCACUCACUCAAGUUCUUCUAGCUGCACCUUUGUUGGGUCUUUACCUAGGUGGUGCAUGGGCUGUCAAGCUUACAGGACGGUGAUCUUUGUCCCACAUAUCUUAGUAUGUGCAAGAAUAUUUUUUGUCUGCCUGAACAAAUGUAGUGUACAUUCACGAAGCAAUCUAGUGUAUAUUUUUAAUUUGUACCAUAGCAUUACCCUUCCUAUAUUUAUGUUUUAUUUAAAUUUUUGUCCGAUAUGGAUAUGUAACUAUUUGUCCCAAAAUUACAUCAAGUUUUGACGAUUUAUAUAUGAAUUGACUUUUACCCAACA